This is a messenger RNA of Drosophila bipectinata, 1296 nucleotides long. The record is from RefSeq and is a predicted model, not a curated record. Lineage: Eukaryota; Metazoa; Arthropoda; Insecta; Diptera; Drosophilidae.
AUUACCUGUCAUUAUGUAACCACAUCUUUUGAGCUUGCAUCAAAAAUUUUGUCAACAAAUCAACUAGCUUCCCCUACAAACCAUUCAGCUAUUAACAUUGCUGAUACUAUCAGUAAUGUUGUAGCUGAAUGGGGCUUACUAGGGAAAGUCUUUUGCAUAGUUACCGACAAUGACGCCACAAUGAAAAAAGCAUGUGCGCAUCUCAAAAUCAUGCAUAUUUCUUGUUAUGCGCAUACCAUAAAUUUAUUGGUACAAGAUUUGCUAAAGCUUCCAUGCGUAUCUGGGAUGCUUUUAAAGUGCAAGCGCACAGUCUCAUUUUUUAAAUCGAGCAAUAUAGCAAAUGCGAAGUUUAAGAAGGAGCAAGGGGUUAGUAAGCCGUACAGUUUGGUCCAGGAGGUACCUACCCGCUGGAAUAGUGCGCUUUUCAUGAUUCAGCGUAUCCUGGAGACAAACGAAUCUAUCUCAAAGGUUCUUUUAAAAACUCCAAAGUCACUACCGCCGUUUACCGCAGACGAAAUCACUCUCCUAAAAGAAUUGGUUGAGAUACUGAAUGCAUUUCAGGAUGCAACGGUAUCCAUUUCUGGAGAUACCAAAGUGACUAUAUCACUUAUUAUCCCAACAUGCUGCGAGUUGCGCCAAAAAGUGUCGGGAAUGGGAUCGUUCAUAUCUCCAGAGGCGAAACAAGUAGUGGAUUAUCUCAAGGUCCGAAUGCCAGAACGGUUUUCACCGUAUGAGACGCGAACAGCAACAAGGCUUGCAACCAUAUUGGACCCACGGUUCAAAAAGGAUGGAUUCCUGCAGCCAUCAAAUGCUGAGCAGGCAGCAAAAACCUUGGAGCUGGAAGUGUCUACAUACUUAUCAAAAACUGUCCAACGUCCACAGCCAGCACCACCACAACAAAAACGCUUCUCGUUUAUGAGCAAGAAACUGGAAGACAAGGUGAAAUCUAACAAAGCUGACUCUAUUAUAAUUCUCCGCCAAUAUUUUGAAGUGUCGCAUGAAGCAGAAGAAGCAAAUCCACUUGAAUAUUGGAAGGAGCAUACAAAGGAUACCACGGCCUUAGCACUGCUGGCUAAAAAGGUUUUAUGCGUGCCAUCAUCUUCUUGCGCUUCAGAACGAGCAUUCAGCAAAGCUGGACAGAUCGUGUCCGACAGGAGAUGCGCUCUGAAACCAAACAUAGUCAAUAAACUUGUUAAUUUUUAUUUUUGUGUUUUAACUGAAAACAUCGAUGUUUCAUCGAUGUUUACUUUCAAAAACAUCGAAAACAUCGAUGGUCCCAGACAUUCCCAGCUCUAA